Molecule: messenger RNA, 207 nt
Organism: Aureococcus anophagefferens
Lineage: Eukaryota; Pelagophyceae; Pelagomonadales; Pelagomonadaceae
Exons: 1
Coding region: 1-207 (68 amino acids)
Biological process (GO): cellular heat acclimation
Cellular component (GO): nucleus; cytosol
Molecular function (GO): transcription corepressor activity
Source: RefSeq, a predicted model, not a curated record
AUGUCUGAGCCGCCGAGCAACCCGCAGGACCUGACGCUGUUCGUGCAGAACCUGCUGGAGCAGAUGCAGACGCGCUUCGAGACGAUGUCGAAUCAGAUCGUCGACCGCAUCGACGAGAUGGGCAACCGCAUCGACGACCUCGAGAAGUCCAUCGCCGAGCUCACGGAGCAGGCGGGCGUCGACCCCGAGGGCGAGGCCCCAAAGUAG